Molecule: messenger RNA, 1531 nt
Organism: Penicillium cinerascens
Lineage: Eukaryota; Fungi; Ascomycota; Eurotiomycetes; Eurotiales; Aspergillaceae
Product: betaine-aldehyde dehydrogenase
Exons: 2
Coding region: 35-1531 (498 amino acids)
Molecular function (GO): aldehyde dehydrogenase (NAD+) activity
Source: RefSeq, a predicted model, not a curated record
CUCGCUUGGGAUAUACCUUAGCAUUCUUCCAGUCAUGUCUCUCUCCUUCCCGCCUCGUGAGCUCUACUACGACGGCCAGGUGCGCGCCGCCUCGUCGGGCAAGACCUUCCAGACGGUCAACCCCGCCACCGCAACCCCGCUGGCCGAUAUCCAGAUUGCCUCCAACGCCGAUAUCGAUGCCGCCGUCGCGGCGGGCGAGCGCGCAUUCCCUUCCUGGUCCCGGACUCCUGCCAUUGCGCGUGCGCGUAUCCUCCAUAAGGCCGCUCUUCUCCUGCGCGAGCGCAACGAUGAGAUUGCCCGUGUCGAGACUUUGGACUCCGGCAAGGCUUUCACCGAGACCAGCACCGUCGAUGUUGUGACCGGGGCCGAUGUGCUGGAGUACUACGCCAACUUUAUUGGUGGCGGUGGCCUGAAUGGCGAGACCACUGAGUUGCGCGAGGAUGCCUGGGUAUAUACCAAGAAGGCUCCUCUGGGUGUGUGCGCCGGUAUUGGUGCUUGGAACUACCCUAUCCAGAUUGCCCUCUGGAAGUCCGCUGCUUGCCUUGCUGCGGGUAACACCAUGGUCUACAAGCCCAGUGAAUUCACCCCGCUCCACGCCCAGAUUCUCGCCCAGAUCUACACCGAGGCCGGUCUCCCCGCGGGUGUCUUCAACGUGGUCAACGGCGCUGGCGACGUUGGCGCCUACCUGACUAGCCACCCCACAAUUGCCAAGGUGUCCUUCACUGGCCAGGUGUCGACCGGAAAGAAGGUGGCAGGCUCUGCCGCGGGCAACAUGAAGUACGUGACCAUGGAGCUGGGUGGCAAGAGCCCCCUCAUCGUUUGCCCCGACGCGGACCUGGAGAACGCGGUCGACGGUGCCAUGAUGGCCAACUUCUACAGCACGGGUCAAGUUUGCACCAACGGUACCCGGGUCUUCGUUCCGCGUGCCAUGAAGGCUGCUUUUGAGAAGCGCCUGCUGGAGAAGAUUUCCUACGUGCGGGCUGGACCCCUCUUCGACGAGCAGACCAACUUCGGUCCCCUGAGCUCCGCCGCUCACCAGGAGAAGGUCCUCUCCUACAUCCGCCACGGAAUCGAGACGGACCGUGCGACCCUGCUCUGCGGUGGCCUUGAGAAGCCCGCCGUGCCCCAGGACCUGCAGGCCGGCUUCUGGGUGAAGCCUACCAUUUUCACAGACUGCACAGACUCCAUGCGUAUCGUGAAGGAGGAGAUCUUCGGACCGGUCAUGUCCGUCCUGUACUAUGACAGUGUCGAGGAGGCCGUGCAGCGUGCCAAUGCCACGGAGCUCGGCCUCGCUGCCGGUGUCUUCACCAAGGACCUGAACCAGGCCCACCGUGUGAUCGAUCAGCUCCAGGCAGGUAUCACAUGGAUCAACACCUGGGGUGAGAGCCCUGCGGAGAUGGCCGUCGGUGGCUGGAAGAGCAGUGGCCUGGGCGUGGAGAACGGCCGCCGUGGUAUUGAGGCCUGGGUGCAGAACAAGAGCACCGUCGUCGAGAUGAGCGGUGCCGUGGCUAGCGUCUUCGCCAAGCUGUAA